AGCCUUUAUUUUCUCCUUUGGAAGAGGCGUGUCUUCGUCCUCUGCGUCGUUACGCAUCUUUGGGCACCCGUGAAGCGUUUGGGCGCCGCGUGAGCUCAACCCGGAAAGCGCACGCGGGGCAGCCGGCUGUUUUAAAUAGGGGGAGACUCUUGGAGUGCGCGACUUUGCGCAUCUGGACAAAGCCGCGCGGCCACCUGACCGGGCCCGGAGCGGUCGGAUGAAAGGGUUCUGCUGCGUCACGUGACUUCUGAGCCGGUGACCCGCCAUGGGGGGCCGCCUCUCCAGCCUCCACGUCGUCAUGGUGGGUUUGGACUCGGCGGGGAAAACCACGGUUCUGUACCGCCUCAAGCUCCACGAGUUCGUCGACUCGGUCCCGACCAUCGGCUUCAACGCGGAGCGGGUCCGGCUGGCCGGUCCGGGCGCCUCCAGGGGCCCCCGCUGCCACCUGUGGGACGUCGGGGGCCAGGAGAAGCUGCGGCCCCUGUGGAGGCCCUACAGCCGGCGCGCGGACGGCCUCGUGUUCGUGGUGGACUCGGCGGACGCGAUGCGGCUGGACGAGGCGCGCGCCGAGCUGCACAGGGUCACGCGCCUCCAGGAGAACCAGGGCACCCCGCUGCUGGUCAUCGCCAACAAGCAGGACCUGCCGCGCGCGCUGGACGUGGCGGAGGUCCAGAGGCGGCUGGCGCUGGAGGAGCUGAGCGCCUCCACCCCCCACCACACCCAGCCGGCCUGCGCCAUCACCGGAGAGGGGCUGGAGGAGGGCAUGGAGCAGCUCCACCGGAUGAUCCUGAAGAGGAGGAGGAGGAGGAAGAAGAAGCAGUGACUGACGGGCUGCAGCCUUUUUCCAGAAAUCACACUUUUACAUGAAAGACAUCAACUUUUUCUUUUCUUUUUGCACAGCAUGCAAGGGAUUUUCACAAUAAAAGCCCCAAAGUUCAAAAUAACCAAAUUUCCAACAACUCAGGAAAAUAUAUAUAUAUAUAGAGAGAGAGAGAGAUAUGCGCUCCAAAAAUAUAUCCCAUCAUGAAUAACGAUGUGUUUUCAUAGCGUUUUUUCCUCAAAAAACGUUUUUUAAAUCAAACUUUUCUAUGAUAUGAAUAAGAAAGUCAAAUAAUACAUUUAGUCUUUUCAUUUUUCAUGAUGAGGGACUCUUAUUUUGAAAACCCAAUGAAGACUUACAUGAAAGCCCUCAAUUCUUUGAAUGUGUGCUACAUUCGGUAAGAAUUUUGCAUCUUUUAGGUCGAUAAAAUUGAAAUCAAAUAAUGCAAUGUUCUAAAUUAACAUGACUUAUUUAGAAAACUCCAGUCUGGAUGAAAGCCUUUAAUGCUCCAAUCAGCUGGGUGGGAUUUAUUGAAGUUGGAAAAAAGUUCAUUUUUAUUCUAUAAAAUAUAAAAUAUGUAUUGUCGUAAAUUUCCAAAAAGAAUUUUAUUUUGAAAAAUCAAUUAAAUCUUUAUAAACGCCUACAAUUCUUCGAAUAUACCUUUUGUGUGAUAUAUUAAGAAAGGAAAAAAUUAAAAUAUGACUCAGGCAAAUAAUGCAACAUGGAUAGUUGCAUAUUUCCACAAUAGGGAGACUCUUAUUUUGAAACUUCAAAAAGCCUUCCAUUUGGGAUUGUGUGAUAUAUUUAGAACGAAAAGAAGCUUUUUUUUCUAAACAUUUUAUGAAUCAGAAAGCUAAAUAAUUUAAUAUCUAUUGUCAUAAGUUUUCACCAUAGAGGACUCUUAUUAUGAAAAAUUCAUUUAGGUCUUAAUGAAAACCUUCAAGUCCUUGAAUGGCUACGUGAGAUACAUUCCAUAAGAAAAAGAUUAAUUUUUUAACCUUUUUUUUUGUUGUUUUUUUAUAAAAAGUAUAAAUCAGGCCAUCAAAAAAUAUUCAUAAAGGAGAACUCUUACUUUGAAAACUAGAAAGGAUUUUUACAUGAAAGACUCGUAUUUAAAGCCAAAACAACAAACAUCAGGUGCAGAAAAACGUGAGAAAUACCAGAAUUUUCCUUUUGUCAUUAUGUAGGAUUUAUUUCACAUAAAAUGCCAGAUAUCGCGUGGCGUGUUUGAGAAAUGAUUUUUGCCCAAAAAAUUCCCUUUGUGUGUGGAGUUUAGAGUCAUACACUCUUUUUUCCCCAGGAAGGGUUUCUUUCUGUCCGGUCUCUGCGUUUGUUGCAACCUGGGUGGCAUGAAAACAACUUUUGCCUCUAAAUUUCUCUGAAUUUUUACGUUUUUGGAUUCAUGAAAACAAACUAUGACGACUCCGUGAUGCUUAGAAAACCGAAACAGUGCCAUUUUGUUUUAGCUAAAUUUUAAGAAAAGGAAUUAGAACCUCACAUUUGAGUCACGACAUAGCAGAAAUUCACUUAUAGUUACUUUUUUGUUCUGAUAAAACAAAAAAAUGUAUUGGUUUAAUAUAUAUAUAGCAAAAAUACUUCAAUAGUCCCAUGUUUUCAAUGUGUUUUGGUAACAGGAAGUGACAUCAUGUUUGGGGAAGACAUCAAAUGAUGCUGGGGAUUUGUUAAAGCUUCAGUGUCUGUUUUUAAAACGGUUACAUCUGUGAUUUAGAUGAAGUUCCAGACGGAAAAAAUCUCAGCCGGAAACGUGAAACGAAGAGGACACAGUCAUCAGGGUAUCGCGUGAUUCUUAAACUCCUUUAUUGGAUUUUGAUACAUGUUUUUUUUUUUUUUUUUUUUUGUUAAACCAGAAGGGAUCUGGUGUCCUCUGCUCUGAGUUUCUGAGGGAACGAUCUGAUCAAAGCCAGACAGGAAGUUGAGCGUUCCCCCGAAAUAAUAAAACUGGCAGGAGCCUCUUUGGAUUCUUGCAAAACAAUUGUUUUCGUCUUAAAACAAUAAAGGUUUCAAUCCGAACAAGAAAAAAACUCCAAGACGUUCCAAAAAUGUCUUCUUUUGUUCUGUUAUUAUUUUGUUGCAAUAGUUCAACUUUUUGUAUAAAGAUAAUAAUAUAUUAAUUAGAAAUUUACAAACUAUGCGUUUAAAGCAAAAAUGGAAAAUAAAAUAAAACUGUAAUAUUUUUGGGAAUAAAGUGAUUUUCAAAUUAACUUUGGUGUUGGUGUGCUUUAUUUAGCC
Oryzias latipes (Japanese medaka) is the source of this 3070-nucleotide messenger RNA. The record is from RefSeq and is a predicted model, not a curated record. NCBI's taxonomy places the organism in Eukaryota, Metazoa, Chordata, Actinopteri, Beloniformes, Adrianichthyidae.